Gryllus bimaculatus (two-spotted cricket) is the source of this 303-nucleotide messenger RNA. NCBI's taxonomy places the organism in Eukaryota, Metazoa, Arthropoda, Insecta, Orthoptera, Gryllidae. The record is from the annotation of a GenBank genome assembly.
AUGAUCGCUCGCGCCUGUGCGGGGGCGGGCCCGGACGGGCUGCACGCGUGCCCGGUGUGCGCGCGCCGCUACAAGCACCGCGAGAACCUGCUGCGGCACCAGCGGCUGCAGUGCGGGUGCGCGCCGCCGCGCUUCCAGUGCGCCAUGUGCCCCUACCGCGCGCGCCGCAGCGACAACCUGCUGCGCCACGUGCGCACCGUGCACCAGCGGCCGCCCGUGCUGGCGCUGCUGGGCGAGCCGCCGGCCGAGGACGCGCCCGACACCAAGCCGGCGCUCGCGGACCUCAAGCUGGGAGGGCUCUAG